Molecule: messenger RNA, 4479 nt
Organism: Aspergillus fischeri NRRL 181
Lineage: Eukaryota; Fungi; Ascomycota; Eurotiomycetes; Eurotiales; Aspergillaceae
Product: putative ABC transporter
Exons: 3
Coding region: 1-4479 (1492 amino acids)
Biological process (GO): transmembrane transport
Cellular component (GO): membrane
Molecular function (GO): ABC-type transporter activity; ATP binding; ATP hydrolysis activity
Source: RefSeq, a predicted model, not a curated record
AUGUCUCUGCCGACCCUCAUCCCCUCCGUAGGGGCGUCAGCGAUCCUGCUCCUAUCAAUCCCUCAUGUUCGUCAGCUUGCCACGGAUUGUGGAAGCAAGAAAGCAUACAGAUUAAUCAAAUCGAGCAACAACGAUGAGUCUAUUACCAGCGGCAAGUCGCCACAAUCAGUCUGGCAGCGCGCCACUCUAGUUGUGGUGGCAGUAGCAGCCACCAUUGCGGCACUCUGGUCAUGCUUUAGCAUACAACCAGUGCUUGCGUCAAAUGUCCUUCAUUUCGCGACGUGGCUCAUGAUCCUAGUCCAAGAAUUAGUCCUCAUAAGCCGUCAAAAUCCAGAAGCCAGGUAUCGCCUAGGCUACUACAGCGCCUUGGCUAGUCUGGCCAUAGGCAUCUGUCUGGCCUGGCCAUAUGCUUCGUCGUUGCACAGCAAACCUGACUUCAAAUUGACUUCCCGAGAUGCAUCGAGCAUUGUUCAACUGGUCGCCGCGCUCGUUCUUGUCUUCGUGAACCUCGCCUUCCCAAGAGGACCUACACUCUACCGCAACGGCCGUCCAGUCGAUUCACAGAAAUCUGUCUCGUUCCUAAACCGAUACACCUUCUCCUGGGCGUAUAGAACCCUUUCCAUCGCGGCAAAGAAUAAACGACUCAACAUUGAUGACCUCCCAGUCAUUGGAGACGAAGUUCGUGCAAAGACGCUCUCCGACUCCUUCUUUGCAGUCAGCUCAGCCUCAGCGCGAUGGAGGAGGUGGCUUAAGCUGUACUGGGCAGAGAUCACCUUUCAGGUAAUCUUGCAGCUCGUCGCCAAUGCUGUCAACUUCCUCCCUCACUUCCUCCUCCUUACCAUCCUUCGCCUCUUUGAGGACCGUGAUGCGGGAGCAAGCAACCAGUUGCAACUAUGGUUGGCUGCCCUAGGUCUUGGGCUAUCGAUGGUGGUCACCUCAUGGUCCAUAUCCCUGAGAGACUUUGUAGCUGAUAUGAAGCUUUCUCUGCCGAUCAAUGAACAGCUGCUCGCGGUCAUUUCCAAGAAAGCCAUGAGCUUGAAGGAUGUAGUGAUCUCCGCCGACGAUAGCGAGGAUGAGGAUGCUGCGAGCGACGAUGAUGAUGGUGACGAUGACGAUGCUACACCCAGGACAAAACAUUCUGUCCUCAAUCUCCUCGGCGUAGACGUGGAAAGAGUCUCCGAGUUCGUCGCCUACAGCCAUCUGCUCCUCGACUGCGUACUUGAACUUGGCAUCGCCAUCGCCUUCCUCGUAUACCUGAUGGGAUGGAAACCCAUAGCGGCUGGCUGCGCUAUUCCCGUUCUUCUGAUACCUUUCUACUAUCAUUUAACGAAUCGGUACAGCGAACAGGAACAAGCCCUCAUGGACCGCCGGGACGACAAAUCCGCGACUCUGACGGUCUUGAUGCGCGGCAUGCGGCAGAUCAAGUUCAGCGCGCUCGAAACCCAAUGGUACGACAAGAUCCUGGGGUUACGCGAAAAAGAGCUGCGUAACCAGUACACUGUCUUCCAACUCGACGUCUACCUAACGGCCAUCUGGACGCUAGGCCCGCUGUGCAUGAGCUGUCUCUCAAUCGCGACACAUAUCUACCUGAAUGGCUCAAUUGCCGUCUCAGUUGCGUUUACCGCGCUGUCGCUCUUUGAAAAUCUACAGAGCGUACUCAGUAUGUUCCCGGAGAUGUUUACCGAUCUACUAGAUGCCAGGGUCAGCCUUCGGAGAAUCGAGGGCUUCCUGGAUCUGGAAGAACACGAGGACAAGAGGGUGCGGGGUGACGCUAUCUCAUUUCGCGACGCAACCAUUGCAUGGCCGUCAGCUACGUCAGAAGACGCAACAGGGCAGUUCCAGCUCACGGGUCUCAAUCUGGACCUUCCUCCACGUGAGCUCACAGUUAUUUCCGGACGGAGCGGUGCUGGCAAGUCACUACUCCUUCAAGCACUCAUUGGCGAAGCAGACAUCGUAAAGGGGACUGCGAUCGUCCCUCACUCAUCAGCCGCCAACCGGCCAGCCGGCGAGGAAAACUGGAUAGUGGAUGGUCUGGUUGCCUAUGUCUCCCAGGAUCCGUGGAUCGAGAACGCAACGAUCCGUGAUGCUGUCUUGUUCGGGCUGCCGUUCAACCCAGAGCGAUAUGAGAAGGUCAUUCACGCCUGCGCGCUCUCGCAUGAUCUUCAGUCGUUUCCCGACGGAGAUAGAACGGAUAUUGGUGCUAACGGGAUCAAUCUGAGCGGGGGGCAGAAGUGGCGGCUAGCGUUGGCGAGGGCGCUGUAUAGUCGCGCGAGUACUCUCGUUUUGGAUGAUAUCUUUAGUGCGGUUGAUUCUCAUGUUGGGCGGCAUCUAUAUGACCAUGCUUUGACUGGCGCUCUUGCGAAAGAGAGAACUAGGGUCUUGGCCACUCACCAUGUUCGAUUGUGUCUGGGAGGGGCUGCGUACCUGGUGACGCUGGAGAAUGGCAGCGUUGUGCAAGCAGGGCAUCCAUCUAGUCUCGUCCAAGACGAAACUCCCGAGCAAAGACUCGAUGACAGCACAUCAGACCCGUCGGAUAGCAAACCUACGCCAUUGAAGCUUGUUCAGCGAACAAACGCUACUCCGCGUUCAGAUGCCCAGCCCAAAAAGUACUACGACGAGGAGAAGCGAGAGCGUGGCGUGGUCAGAGCAGAGGUGUACAAGGCUUAUAUGAAAGCCUCCGGGGGCUACUCUCGCUGGAUUCUCGUCGUCGUCCUUUGUAUCUUAACGCUGAUACUGAACCUGGCAGCUCCUUACUGGGUUUCGGUUUGGACCCGAGCAUACAAUGAAAGUCCUCCGCGGUCGAUCCUCACACAGUCUGGCGAUCAUCCAGAUUUCAGGACUGGUGGGCUGCAUCUGGACCAUCGCCUUGUUUACUAUAGCUCGAUUUACUUCGCCUUGGCAUUUGCAUCGUGGAUCCUGGACAUCAUCAGAAUCCAGAUGAUCCUGCGCGGCUCCAUUAAAGCUUCCAAGGUGAUGUUCGAACAGUUCACCAAGACCAUCCUCAGGGCCCCUCUCCGUUUCCUCGAUAUGACACCGGUUGGGCAGAUCCUGAACCGGUUCACGUCGGAUUUCGGUACCUUCGACUCGGACCUUGCUCUGGAUCUCUCGUAUCUCCUGCAUAGCGGGAUCAUGAUCCUCGGGGUCAUUGUCGCGGCUUCGGUCACUUCUCCUCUCAUCGUCGGACUUGGCCUGCUGACUCUCUUGGCGUCAUGGGCAGUCGCAUUCUUCUAUGUAACCGGUGCCCGCGAGGCAAAACGGCUAGAAAGUACCGCUCGAUCGCCCAUCUUCGAGCUGGUCGGGUCUCUUCUGGCUGGGCUACCUACCAUCCGUGCAUUCGGCAGGGAGAACGCGUACCUGAACCGAAUGUACGAUCUGAUUGAUAUACACUGCCAGGCACUCUGGCACAAGCGGUUAUUCUCCUGCUGGAUGUCGUUUUGGAUGAGCAUGGUCGGAGCAAUUUUUGUCGCCUCCGUGACCAUGACCUUCGUCACCAUCCGCACCCUCGACGCCCCCCUCGCCGGAUUCGCCCUCAGCUUUGCCCUCGAACUCUCCGACCACAUCUCCUGGCUCCUCUCGCAGUACGCCAAACUCGAACUCGACGCCAACGCCGCCGAGCGCAUAGUCGAGUACACGCAGCUCGACCAGGAACCCCAAUCCGGCAUCCCCGUACCAGCAUACUGGCCCAGCAACGGUGAAAUACAGGUUACCGAUCUCUGCGUGGCCUACGGGCCAGACCUCCCACCUGUCCUGCAGGGCCUCACCUUCACCCUGCGCCCCGGCGAGCGAGUCGGGAUCGUGGGUCGAACAGGCGCAGGCAAAUCCUCGCUCUCCCUGGCGCUCCUCCGCUGCCUGGACGCGCGGUCCGGGUCCAUCCGCAUCGACGGGAUCGAUAUCGCGCAGGUGCGACUACACGAUCUCCGCUCGCGCGUGGGCAUCAUCCCGCAGGACCCGGUUGUGUUUGCCGGUACGGUGCGCGAGGUUCUGGAUCCGUUUGGCCAGCAUGAUGAUAGCGAGUUGCUAGACGCUCUAACUGAAGUUGGGCUGCUCCGGUCCGAAGACGGUUCUUCAGGACUUUGCAAUGGCGGAUUCUCCCUCGAUGCAACUAUAAUAGAAGGAGGACGAAACCUCUCGCAGGGCCAAAAGCAACUACUCUGUCUUGCGCGUGCGCUGGUCUCGCGGCCGAAGAUCCUGAUCAUGGACGAGGCGACAGCGUCAAUCGAUAUGGAGUCGGAUAUUCGGAUCCAGCGCACGCUGCGGCAGGUGGUUCGUGGGUGUACGUUGCUGGUUAUUGCGCAUCGACUGUCGACGAUUGCGGACUUUGAUAGGAUUAUUGUUCUGGAUGGCGGGAGGGUGGUGGAGAUGGGGCCACCGGGGGAGCUGGUGAUGAUUGAGAAUGGGGUUUUCCGGGGGUUAGUGGAGGAGAGUGGUGAGAGGACGGUGAUUGAGAGGAUGAUCCGUGGCAAUACUAUAGAACUAUGA